AUGACCUGCUACCGAGGCUUCCUGCUGGGCAGCUGUCGUCGCGUCGCGGGCGGCCGGGCGGCGGCGCUGAGGGGCCCGAGCGCGGGAGGCCCCGCCGCGCGGCCGCGGCUCGGCGGAGACGGGGGCGGCCGGCGGCACCUGGGGCAGGGGCAGCCGCGCGAGCUGGCGGGCUGUGGCAGUCGCCCCGACGGCGGCUUCCGCCCGUCGCGGGUGGUGGUGGUGGCCAAAACCACCCGGUACGAGUUCGAGCAGCAGCGGUACCGUUACGCGGAGCUCUCGGAGGAGGACCUGAAGCAGUUGCUUGCAUUGAAAGGCUCUAGCUACAGUGGACUGCUUGAACGACAUCAUAUUCACACAAAAAAUGUAGAGCAUAUUCUAGAUAGUUUACGAAAUGAGGGAAUUGAGGUUCGUCUAGUAAAGAGGAGAGAAUAUGAUGAAGAAACAGUUCGAUGGGCAGAUGCUGUCAUAGCUGCAGGAGGUGAUGGCACAAUGCUUCUGGCAGCAAGUAAAGUGUUGGACAGACUUAAACCAGUUAUUGGAGUAAACACCGAUCCAGAACGGUCUGAGGGUCAUUUGUGUCUUCCUGUUCGAUAUACACAUUCCUUCCCAGAAGCCUUACAGAAGUUCUAUCGUGGUGAGUUCAGGUGGUUAUGGAGGCAGCGAAUCAGGUUAUACCUUGAAGGGACUGGCAUAAACCCCAUUCCUGUGGACCUUCACGAACAGCAACUGAGUUUGAAUCAACAUAGUAGAGCCUUCAAUAUUGGAAGAGUUCAUGAUGAGAGGUCCGAGGCUUCGGGACCCCAACUUCUGCCGGUGAGAGCACUAAAUGAAGUUUUCAUUGGGGAGAGUCUGUCAUCCAGAAUGUCUUAUUCUUGGGCUGUAGCAGUGGACACUUUAAGAAGAAGUAUACCCACUCUAAAGGGACUGGCUUCCUACUAUGAGAUUUCAGUUGAUGAUGGUCCCUGGGAGAAACAGAAGAGUUCAGGGCUCAAUCUGUGUACUGGAACGGGAUCAAAGGCCUGGUCAUUCAAUAUUAACAGGGUUGCAACUCAGGCUGUGGAAGAUGUUUUAAAUAUUGCAAAACGACAAGGAAAUUUAAGUCUUCCAUUGAACAGAGAAUUGGUAGAGAAAGUAACAAACGAAUAUAAUGAAUCACUGCUCUACAGUCCAGAAGAACCAAAAAUACUUUUCAGUAUUCGAGAACCAAUAGCAAACAGAGUUUUCUCAAGCAGUCGCCAGCGGUGUUUCACCUCAAAGGUUUGUGUUCGUUCUCGCUGUUGGGAUGCCUGCAUGGUUGUGGAUGGAGGAACUUCUUUUGAGUUUAAUGAUGGAGCAAUCGCUUCAAUGAUGAUCAAUAAAGAAGAUGAACUUCGAACUGUACUUCUAGAACAGUGAAGGAUUUCCUCAGAUGAAACAUUUUGAUAAUCGGAAAAAUACUUUCACUGCAGAAACAGACUACCAGUCAUAAAGCUACAUUUUCUGAUGAUUGUUGAGCCUGGUUGGCCCUGGGCUCAAAGGUGACUAAGAAGGUGAAAUUUGUGUUGUUCUUCUGGUGGAUUCUGACGGAAAGGAUGUUCGCUGUGUAAGAAAAUGGAUGGACUAAACUGUUUAGAAUUGAUGCCAGUGAAAUUUCUGUAUGAUUAGUAUCCAAGAGUGCUGAUAUCUUUUAAAUUUAGAGAGGCAGGUUAAAAUAAAGGAUUAAAUGUUUCCUUCCCUUUUCUUCUAACUUUGUGUAAUUGGUCAGAACAAACACACGUCAUUUAAUUAGUGUAUAUUUUUUAUAGAACCUAAAAAUCUAGAUGUAAAAAAAAUUUUGAUGGAGAAUUUUGAUAAAACCUGACAUUGACCUAAUUGAAGUAGGUAAAUGUGUUUUUCUAUGUGCUAAGAAUUUUCUAAUUUCAGAACACAGCGAUAUUAUUAUGACUCUAUUGAUUUAAGAAGUUCAGUCAACCAUUUUUUAAAUUAUUCAGUUUUCAUUGAAUUGAUUCUCAGGUUAAUUUUGGCAAUGCUAGGUGAAUUGAAGUACAUAUAACGAGACAGAAUCACGAUAUUGUUACAAAUGUAUCCCAUAGCUAUUUUAGGUCAUAGACAAUUUUUUUAAAAUGAUUUGAGUCUAAUAAAUUUCUUCUGUAUUUAAAACUCCCUAACAUGGAUUCAAAGACUAAAAGGAUGAAUUGAUUAGACAUAUUCUGCUAGAAGUUUGGUCAAAUCUUUAAAAAGUAUUUUUUAUCUACUUUAUUUUAAUAUCAUGGCCGUUUUCCCCUAGCUCAUAUUCCAAGUUUCACACAUUAGCUUUGGAGGAUAAAAUGUUAUGGCUUUUCUUCCCCUAUGAGAGUUCCUUUAUUUUUGGAGGAAAUUCUUUUUAUCUAAUUCUUGAUCUAUACGUAAUCCUAGACUUUUCACAAAAAGCACCCAUUGCUGCAUCAGGAAACCAUUGGUAGUCUCCUGCCAUUUAUUCAAAGUUAUAUGAUUUUUUUCACUUGCUAUUAAAAAUUUUUAUUCAAUCAUUGAAAUAUUUAUUGAUUUACCCAUUCUGUGCCAUGUACUGUUGUCAACUGCUGGAUAUACAUUGACAAGUGAAAACCUGUUCUGAUAGAACUUGAGUCAAGCGAGCUCAGAAUGAAAUUCUGUAAAAGCUCGGAUGUAGUCAAAGUGAGUACUCUUAGUUGUGCCAACAUUUACCAUGUUCUUGCCAAAUUUUUUAUAUAAAUGUUACUAUACAAAAAUCAUCUAGAUUUUGAUGUACAUCCAGAAUAAGAAUCUGUUUUUCUUUUCUUAGUUAAGAGUAUCUGUAUAGAUAUUCAUUAGCAAACAGUUUACGUGAUGCAUACAGUAACUAUUAGUGUGUGCCCAGAGCUGAUUCUAGUUUCUGGUUUGAUUUAAAAAUAAUCUAGUUAAGAUCUACUUUAUAAAGUGAAAUUCCAUUAUAGGAACUCUCCUAAUAGGUUUAAAAUGACUUGACAAAAAUGCCAACUCCAUCUUUAAUAUUAAGGAAAUCUGAUUGUCCAUAUGGUACCAUAGGUCUGUUAAUAUGUAACAUAUUAAUAGGUAACCUGCUGUGUAAAAUUGUUCAUUAGCCGUAUUUUAAAGGUUUAAAAAUUCUUAAUAUGCUCCAUUUGCAAUAUAACUUCUAAUAUUUCUGCUCUGUGGGGGAAUUUAUUUGUAAGAGAUGAUGAGAGGCAAAGGAUGUUAGAAU
Molecule: messenger RNA, 3196 nt
Organism: Molossus molossus (Pallas's mastiff bat)
Lineage: Eukaryota; Metazoa; Chordata; Mammalia; Chiroptera; Molossidae
Gene: NADK2
Product: NAD kinase 2, mitochondrial
Exons: 13
Coding region: 1-1395 (464 amino acids)
Biological process (GO): NADP+ biosynthetic process; NAD+ metabolic process
Cellular component (GO): mitochondrion
Molecular function (GO): NAD+ kinase activity
Source: RefSeq, a predicted model, not a curated record